AAGACAGGAGGCAAAAUGAAAAACUUCUACUUUAUAAACCCUAACGCCCAAACCAAAGUCAUCCUCGGAUCUCAUCCUCAGCUACACAGACGCAACGCUGCUCAGGAAAGAAGGAUGAGCACUAGGCCUGUGCCAACAAGAGAGAGCCCUUGGGGUAUACAUGAAAGUGAUACAAUAGAACUCAAGGCACACAGAUGCAAUGAUCGACUAGAAGACAUUGUUCAGGCUUGCUUUGAAGGAAAUCCAUUUAAAACGGUUCCAGGCCCCUUCAAGCUCUUCUGGCAAUGCAUGAAUUCAAAUCCUGGGGAGGAACCAACUGAACCGUUCUACUACUUAGAAUUGGAUCCACCAAAAAGGCCAGAGACUGAAUCAGAAUAGCUGAUGCUUCUGUUGGACAAGAGCCUUCGCUAUUCGAUAAUUGGUGGUGCCGCUAGCUCUUGCUGCAUUUUCUGCCUUGAGAAACAAAUGUUGCUUAACCAUCACAUGUGCAUGUACAUGUAGCGCAGCUAAAACUGCUUGAAAGUGCUUGAAUUCUACUAGUGCUAAAUUGGCGCAGUUACGAAUAAGUUGUGCGCUUAGACUCUAAUGUAACAUCAUGUUUGUGUUUGUUUGGAUGGUUGCUUUAGUUUGAAUC
Messenger RNA from Zingiber officinale, 634 nucleotides. RefSeq lists its product as uncharacterized. The transcript has 4 exons. NCBI's taxonomy places the organism in Eukaryota, Viridiplantae, Streptophyta, Magnoliopsida, Zingiberales, Zingiberaceae. Bases 16 to 378 code for a protein of 120 amino acids. The record is from RefSeq and is a predicted model, not a curated record.